UUGUAGAACUCACCACAUCAUCCGCCCCAGUGUGUGUUUUUAGGUGAAGAAAGCAGAGUGAGUGCUGUUUGUUCUUGGUGAGAGAAAGAGAGAGAGAGAGAGAUUCACGCACGAAUCGCUAGGUAAAACUUAGAAUUUCUGUGUAGCAAUGGAUUCGGAUUAUGGAGUUCCAAGAGAGCUUUCUGAUCUGCAAAAGAAUCGAUCUCUGUACAAACCUGAGCUUCCCCCUUGUCUUCAGGGAACAACUGUGCGAGUAGAAUUUGGUGAUGCAACUGCUGCAGCUGAUCCUUCAGGUGCUCAUGCCAUUGCUCGUUCUUUUCCUCACACUUAUGGUCAACCAUUGGCUCAUUUCCUCAGAGCAACAGCUAAAGGAUCUAAUGCUCAGAUCAUUAAUGAGCACCCUGCAGUAAAGGUUGGGCUGGUUUUUUGUGGUAGACAAUCUCCUGGAGGACAUAAUGUUGUUUGGGGACUUCAUGAAGCUCUCAAAAGUCACAACCCUAAAAGCACUUUGCUUGGAUUUCUUGGUGGUUCUGAAGGUUUAUUUGCUCAAAAAACUCUUGAGAUCACAGACGAUAUUCUUGCAACCUACAAAAAUCAAGGUGGUUAUGAUCUAUUGGGAAGAACAAAGGACCAAAUAAGAACCACAGAGCAAGUAAAUUCUGCCAUGGCUGCAUGCAAGGCCUUGAAUUUAGAUGGUUUAGUCAUUGUUGGAGGUGUAACAUCUAACACAGAUGCUGCUCAACUUGCUGAGACUUUUGCUGAAGCAAAGUGCUCUACAAAGGUGGUUGGAGUACCUGUUACCUUGAAUGGAGAUCUUAAGAACCAAUUUGUUGAAGCAAAUGUUGGUUUUGAUACUAUCUGUAAGGUUAACUCUCAACUCAUCAGUAAUGUCUGCACAGAUGCUCUUUCUGCUGAAAAGUACUACUAUUUUAUCCGACUCAUGGGUAGGAAGGCAUCUCAUGUUGCUGUGGAGUGCACUCUCCAGUCACAUCCUAACAUGGUUAUUCUUGCUGAAGAAGUUGCUGCUUCAAAGCUUACCAUUUUUGACAUAACAAAACAGAUUUGUGAUGCCGUGCAAGCUAGGGCAGAACAAGGCAAGAAUCAUGGAGUCAUCCUACUCCCAGAAGGACUUAUCGAAAGCAUUCCAGAAGUUUAUGCACUUUUGCAGGAAAUUCAUAGUCUUUUGAGACAAGGAGUUUCUGCUGAUAAAAUAUCAACACAACUCUCACCUUGGGCUUCUGCUUUGUUUGAAUUUUUGCCACCCUUUAUUAGGAAACAGAUUCUCCUCCACCCUGAGUCAGAUGACUCAGCUCAGUUGUCUCAGAUUGAAACAGAAAAGCUUCUUGCAGAACUUGUGGAAGCAGAAAUCAACAAGCGACUGAAAGAAGGUACAUACAAGGGGAAGAAGUUCAACGCCAUCUGUCACUUUUUUGGGUAUCAAGCUCGAGGUUCUUUACCAUCAAAAUUCGAUUGUGACUAUGCCUAUGUGCUCGGACAUAGUUGUUACCAUAUUCUAGCAUCUGGUUUAAACGGUUACAUGGCAACUGUCACUAACCUCAAGAAUCCUUCAAACAAAUGGCGUUGUGGUGCUGCUCCAAUAACAGCUAUGAUGACAGUGAAGCAUUAUGGGCGUGGGUCAGGGUCAGGGGCCAUAACACUUGGGAAACCUGUAGUCCAUCCUGCUACUGUGGACUUGAGAGGCAGAGUAUACGAGUUGCUUAGACAAAAUGCAACAAGAUUCUUGAUGGAUGAUGUGUACAGAAACCCUGGGCCCCUUCAGUUUGAUGGGCCAGGUGCUGAUUCUAAAGCUGUCAGCUUGUGUGUGGAGGAUCUUGAUUACAUGGGUCGUAUUAAGGAAUUAAACGAAUAUCUUGACAAGGUGAGAACGAUAGUGAAACCAGGGUGUUCUCAGGAUGUUUUGAAGGCGGCUUUGAGUGCCAUGUCAUCAGUGACAGAUAUUCUAUCUGUCAUGACCUCACAGCGGUUGGAGUAGUGGAAGUAGUACAAGUUGAGGAUCUUUUCAACUCAUUGUGUGUACUCUUCUUUCAGGUUUUCUAUAUUUUCUCAAAAUUUUAGUGAGUAUGAGUUUUCUUUUCAGUUUUAAAGGCAAAACAGUUAGAUUGCAACUACUUGGUUUUCGUUAUGUUUUUGUGUGGAAUCUUUAUAAUUACAAUUAAUGUUUGACAUUUUUUUUGGUCAA
Messenger RNA from Lactuca sativa (garden lettuce), 2200 nucleotides. Its product is annotated as pyrophosphate--fructose 6-phosphate 1-phosphotransferase subunit alpha. The record is from RefSeq and is a predicted model, not a curated record. Gene Ontology annotation, cellular component: cytosol. Gene Ontology annotation, biological process: glycolytic process; photosynthesis; response to glucose. Gene Ontology annotation, molecular function: ATP binding; diphosphate-fructose-6-phosphate 1-phosphotransferase activity; 6-phosphofructokinase activity. Lineage: Eukaryota; Viridiplantae; Streptophyta; Magnoliopsida; Asterales; Asteraceae.